This is a messenger RNA of Lottia gigantea (owl limpet), 1326 nucleotides long. RefSeq lists its product as hypothetical. Gene Ontology annotation, molecular function: metallocarboxypeptidase activity; zinc ion binding. The record is from RefSeq and is a predicted model, not a curated record. Bases 23 to 1309 code for a protein of 428 amino acids. Lineage: Eukaryota; Metazoa; Mollusca; Gastropoda; Lottiidae. The transcript is spliced from 10 exons. Gene Ontology annotation, biological process: proteolysis.
AUUAAUAUCUAAAUAUUUCAUCAUGGCGAAGUUUCGCCCUCUUACCUGUGUCGUUAUUUUUAUUGGGUUAUUUGUCUGCAGUCUAACAGAACAUGUCAAAUAUAACGGACAUCGAGUUAUAAGAUUCACUCCACAAAAUCAGAGACAAUUUCAACUGGUUGAAAAACUUCAGACAGAUCCACAACAGAUCGACAUAUGGCACAGAUCAGCAGGAGUGGAAUGGCCGUUAGAUAUAUCUGGUUCUGCCACAGAUCUGGUACCAGUGCUGGAUACGUUUGGAAAGGCCGGGAUGCACGCUGAAACGUUAAUAAACGAUGUACAGAUCUAUAUUGACGCCCAGUUGGAAUCUAAUCAAGGUAUUCCAGGAAUCGAUGAUGAUUUUGAUUACAGUAAAUAUCAUAAGAUAGAAGAGAUUGAGCAAUGGGUGAAGGAUAUCACCCAGGAGUAUUCCAAUAUCUCCAAGAUGAUCACCAUCACCAAAUCUUUUGAAGGUCGCGAAAUGCUGGCCAUUCAGAUUUCAGUACCCACGAACUCAACCAAUCAACGACCAGCAGCCUUUAUUGAAGGUGGUAUUCAUGCUAGAGAAUGGAUUUCACCAGCUACUGUCAUCUACAUGGCUUCUCAGAUGUUGGAGAAUUAUGGCAAAGAUAAAGAAGUAACGUCUGCUCUGGAGGCGUUCGAUUGGUAUAUUGUACCAGUGGUUAAUGUUGAUGGUUAUGCUUACACUUGGGAUAAGGAACGAUUAUGGCGAAAAACAAGAACAAAACAUAUUUUGUGUUAUGGAUCUGAUCCUAAUAGAAACUGGGACAACCAUUGGUGUAAUGGAGAAUCUGGUCCUGGCGGUCGUAAUCCCUGUUCAGAAACAUAUUGUGGUCCUAAAGCCUUCUCAGAACCCGUCGUAAAGGGCGUAGCAGACUUCAUUUUAUCAAAACCAAAAGGAACAUUUAAAAUCUUCAUUGAUUUCCAUAGUUAUUCCCAGCUGUGGAUGUCACCGUUUGGUUGGACUAAAAAUCUCCCCGCUGACUACACCCAACAGGAGGCCUCGUCUAAAGCUGCUACAGAAGCCAUAACAGAAGUCCAUGGUACUAAAUACGUCUACGGACCAAUCGCUACCACCAUUUAUUUGGCCAGUGGAAGCAGUGCUGACUGGACUUACAGUAACGCCAGUGUGAAAUACUCGUAUGGGGUGGAGUUACGAGAUACAGGAGAAUACGGUUUCCUGCUCCCGGCAGAUAAGAUUUUACCCAGCGGACAAGAAACUUUACAGGGUUUACUCGCUUUAGCUGAAUUUGUCAAAAAUAAUCCAUAAAUAAAUAUUAUUAUUUU